AUGUCGGAAGAAACAAUUAUGUCUAUGAAUGUCCAGGAAAUUAAAAUUGAACCACCAGGAUAUUCAGUAGAGGACAUUAAACCCGAAUUUGUGGAGGAAUUAGAUGUUCCUGAUGCUAUUGGUAAAUCUGAAUUGUGUUCUGAGGAAGAUGAAACAUGUUUAGGAGGAUCCAAGAAGUCCGAAAUUUUCAUAGAAGAAGAAGUCGAACAGGAGUCUUAUGAAUGUGACAUUUGUAAGCAAUCAUUUGCAGAACCAGAUCAAUUAAAGGAGCAUAUGGUCAAUCACCUGCCUAGUCAAAGCGAAGAAAGACCUUUCAAAUGUGAAAUCUGUAACAAGACUUUCAAACUAUCAAGAGGUUUGAAAUCACACAUGAAUACACAUUUAAGUAAUCUGGAUAAACCCAAGCCAGUGCAAAGUGGAGUACGUUCCCUUGAAUGCAACGUAUGCAAUAAAACAUUCAAACAAUUAAGUAACCUCAAUACACACAUGCGCAUGCAUACUGGAGAAUGCCCCUACGAAUGCAGUAUAUGCAAUAAGACAUUCAGACAAUCAGGUAAUCUAAAAACUCACAUGCUAAUCCAUUACGGAGUACGCCCCCACGAAUGCAGCACAUGCAAUAAGACAUUCACAACAACAAGUGAUCUGAAAACUCACAUGCUGCUGCACAAUGGAGUACGCCCUCAUAAAUGCAAUACAUGCAAUAAAACAUUCAGACUAUUAGGUAGUCUGAAAAGCCACAUGGUCACUCAUAGUGGUGAGCGCCCCCACGAGUGCAACAUAUGCAAUAAGACAUUUACACAAUUAGGCAGUUUGAAAAGUCACAUGCUCAUUCAUAGUGGGGAGCGCCCCCAUGAAUGCAGGAUAUGCAAUAAGACGUUCCAAGUAUCAAGUCAUUUGAAAAGACACAUGCUGAUACACAGUGGAGUACGCCCCCAUGAAUGCAAUGUAUGCAAUAAGGGAUUCACACGAUUGAGUACUAUGAAAAAACACAUGCAGGUACAUGACAGAGUAUCCUUAAAUGAAAAGAAUGAUGAAAAUCAAUGA
Molecule: messenger RNA, 1044 nt
Organism: Ctenocephalides felis (cat flea)
Lineage: Eukaryota; Metazoa; Arthropoda; Insecta; Siphonaptera; Pulicidae
Product: zinc finger protein 525-like
Exons: 1
Coding region: 1-1044 (347 amino acids)
Biological process (GO): regulation of transcription by RNA polymerase II
Molecular function (GO): DNA-binding transcription factor activity, RNA polymerase II-specific; RNA polymerase II cis-regulatory region sequence-specific DNA binding
Source: RefSeq, a predicted model, not a curated record